Messenger RNA from Amaranthus tricolor (Joseph's coat), 2060 nucleotides. RefSeq names its product ribosomal protein S3, mitochondrial-like. The coding region runs from base 1 to 1644 and encodes 547 amino acids. Lineage: Eukaryota; Viridiplantae; Streptophyta; Magnoliopsida; Caryophyllales; Amaranthaceae. The transcript has a single exon. Gene Ontology annotation, biological process: translation. Gene Ontology annotation, molecular function: RNA binding; structural constituent of ribosome. The record is from RefSeq and is a predicted model, not a curated record.
AUGCCACGAAAAGGAAAUCCGAUUUCGGUAAGACUUGAUCUGAACCGUAGUUCAGAUUCAAGUUGGUUUAGUCAUUUUUAUUAUGGUAAGUUAGUAUAUCAAGAUAUCAAUCUGAGAUCUGAUUUUGGUUCGAUACGUCCACCUACGAGACUUACCUUUGGCUUUCGCCUCGGUAGGUGUAUUAUUAUACAUCUUCAAAAAAGAACAUUCAUUAAUUUUUUUCUUCCUCGUCGACCACAACGACGCAAAAAAUCCAAACCUAGUUUGAUUAAGAUGAAGGGCCGGUGGUUCGAAUUUGGUAAAGUUGGGCCGAUCGAGUGUCUUUAUUCAAGCGAGGGUAGAAAAGAAGAACGAAACGAAGUGAGAGGCCAAAGGGCCGGAAAAAGAGUUGAGUCGACCAGGCUCGACGACCUAAAAAAGCAAAACGAAAUCAGGGUUUGGCCAAAAAAGAAGCAAGGCUAUGGAUACCAUGACCGAUCACCAUCGAUAAAGAAGAAUCUUUCUAAAUCACUUCGGGUCAGCGGGGCCUUCAAGCAUCCGAAAUACGCCGAGGUUGUAAAUGACAUAGCCUUUCUGAUAGAAAAUGAUUCUUCCUUCAGACAAACUAAGUUAUUCAAGUUCUUUUUACCAAGGAAGUUCCACUACAACGGCCCGGCAAGUCGUCUACUUAAAAGGAUCCUCCCUGCAGUGCGCCCUUCCUUGAAUUAUUCGGUCAUGCAAUACUUAUUCAAUACAAAGAACAAAAUUCAUUUCGAUCCCGUCCUAGUUCUCAAUCAUUUCGUGGCACCAGGCGUGGUUGAACCAUCCACGAUGAAGAGAGCUAAUACGCAGGAAAGAAGCUUAGAUAAGAGAAUACGUUCUCGCAUCGCUUUUUUUGUGGAAAGCUCGACCAGCGAGAAAAAGUGUUUGGCCGAAGCCAAAAAGAGGUUGACCUACUUCAUUCGCUUGGCGAAUGCUCUUCGCUUCGCGGGAAGAAGAAAACCCACCAUCUCGCUCUUUCCUUUCUUCGGUGCUACCUUUUUCUUUCCAAGGGAGGGGUUUAGAGUUUCUAAUAACCUAUUUGUUAAAGAUGCCCGGCAACAACUCCUAGGUAAAUUAAGGAGAAAAUGUUGGAACCUCAUGGGUAAGGAUAAGGUAAUGAAAUUGAUCGAAAAAUUAAUAGAUCUAGGUGGGAUAAGAGAAUUUAUAAAGGGAAUAGAGAUGAUGAUAGAGAUCAUACUGAAAAGCAGAAGAAUUCCUUACAGAUAUAACUCUUAUUUGAACGAAGUGAAAAAAAUGCGAUCUUUCUUGUCUAAUAGAACAAACACUAAUACCUUAAUUAAAUCGGUCAAGAUCAAAUCUGUUUAUCAAAGUGCUUCUCCGAUUGCUCAAGACAUAGCUUUUGAACCGAAAAAGAAAAGAGGAUCAUUUCGUUCUAUUUUUAGUAAAACAGUGCCAUUAGUAAUGAAAAAGGGGAUAGAGGGUAUUCGUAUAUCUUGUUCAGGUCGAUUAGAAGGUGCAGAAAUUGCUAGAACUGAAUGCGCAAAGUAUGGAAUAACUUCUUGUAAUGUAUUCCACCAGAAAAUGGAUUAUGCUUCUGCGGAAGUUUCUACUCCUUACGGAAUCAUAGGUGUCAAAGUGUGGAUUUCUUAUAGUCCAAAAUAAAAAGGACGUGCUAUAUCCGAAACUAUAAAAAUAUAGUAAAUAUCGUAAAGGCGUCUAUAGUAGAGGUUGCAAACCGGACGGUACACAACUUGGAUUGCUCGUGUGUGUCCACGGGACAAAUCCCAUUUGAAAUGGAUGGUGUGAGUUUGUCAAAUGCUCGACAAGCCCAACGUCUUAAGUGGUCGAUGGAAAGAGAUAAGGAAAUUUAUAUGGCUCAAGACGAAGAAAUAGCCCGGCAGAAGGCCGAUCUUCGUUCUAAGAUAGAGCCUCUUCUCACCAUGGAGAGGGCCCGUCGUGACCUUUUGGCCAAAUUUCCCGCGAGCAGUACGAGCUCGACCGGGAAAAAGACAGAAAAAGAUUCGAAGGUGGGGCUCCUUUUCAUCUUUUUCUGUUUUUUUAGGGGUUGGCAGGCUCCC